Messenger RNA from Rhagoletis pomonella (apple maggot), 6783 nucleotides. RefSeq lists its product as uncharacterized. The coding region runs from base 1 to 4671 and encodes 1556 amino acids. The transcript has 10 exons. NCBI's taxonomy places the organism in Eukaryota, Metazoa, Arthropoda, Insecta, Diptera, Tephritidae. The record is from RefSeq and is a predicted model, not a curated record. Gene Ontology annotation, molecular function: phosphotyrosine residue binding.
AUGGAACGCAUGUGGCGCAAGGUUAAUCAUAGUUUCGGUGGUCGCUCCUCCAAAACAACAUCCGGCACACAAUCGGUGGACACAACGGGCUCAGGCGGCGGGUUUUGUGAUGGCAACAUUGUUACAAUGGCUGUUGCGGGAACGACCGCAACUGGUGGAGGCAGUGCAGGCAACUUGCCAUCCAGCACGGCCACUGGGCGACGUUUAGCCGCCAGUGGCCAGAUUCCAGUCCCAGUCCAGACAAGCAAUAACAGCGCCCAACAAACUGCCAUAGAGGGCAAUCAUGUGGUUUCGCCAUGUCCAAAAUCGCUAAGCCAACACGUGCUUCAUAACAGCCAAGCAUCCUCCGACCGACGUCGGAGACGUCGACGCAAGAGUCGCCCACGACGGAGCGGUGUUAGCUGUGUAGGCGGAGGCGGUGCGGACAAUAUGUCAUCAUCUGGUGGAUUUUACACAAUAAAAGAGUCUUCUGAUGGCACAAUGGGCAAUCACCGACAUCAUCGCCAACCAAGACUUUCAUCGAGUCGCAUUAUGGCUACAUCAGCGCCCAGUGGCACCGUAAUGAUGUAUCCCAACACAAAUCGAACGAUGGAUACGAUGUCAUCCGAAAUAGCAACAAGACAGACAACAGCAGCAGCCGCAGCCGCAGCAGCAACGUCAGCUACUCCAGAUAUUUCACUGCGACAGCGAGCCGUCGCAAAGCUACGCAUGUUCAAUUUUCAUCUAAACUGGGAUUUGCACAUGACUCAUUGUAAGCCAUGCGGCCCGCGCAUUGGUGGCGGAAGCAGUGGUAAUAUAAUAAUGCGUCGUUUGUGCAGAAACAGACGUCACGAGGAUAAUGAGCUUUAUCGCUCCAACAGCUUCAAAUUCGAAAGGUUUGAACGAAAGGAAUGCAUCGACGAAUUGACUGACACGAUGAAGAAGCAGAUUGCUAUUUGUGACGAUUAUAGUUUACCAGUUGACUUUGUUAAGAAACGGCCGUCCAGUUUUGAUCCAUGUUUAGCAGAAGCUUUACCAACAAAUCCCGUAAACUGGGCUCAUCCUAGUCCGCAAACAGAAUUCAUUGCGUUGUCCGAACCAAAAGAAAGUCAAUACCAAAGCCAACAAACAAAAUCGCAAGACUUGGAAUCGCUUCCACCACCACCACCACCAGCACCGUUGUCGACAUUACCAACAAAUAAAACAACAUUGAGUAUUCCCUCAUCCACUUUUGCCCCAAACAACACACUUCCUUCUUAUCAACUAACACACAUUGACUCCCAGUCCAACAACUCACAUUCCAUUCAAUCGAAGUCCCAUAACCCCUACAACAAAUCGCAACCACAACUCUCUCUUCAAUCCCAUCCGCCUCUACCUAAUACAAUACGGCACGCUUCAAUCAAACUAAUCGAAGGUUAUUCAGAUCCUAAGGACUCAAAACGUCAGAAAAAACUUCAUCAUAAGAGGGCAAAGCGGCGAGUGAACAAAAAUCGGCGAUCUCAUCAUCAGCUGAGCUCGCCUAAAGGCCAAGAAAAAGCUAAGCGUUCAAACUGUAGUUCAGAUUCGUCAGGACCCAAGUCAUCAGAUGAUGAAAACAAUCAAUCAAUUAAAGUUCCCGAGCUUAACUCACCGGACAGCAUUUCCGAUGACCUAGUACACCCAUUGCCAUCACAAUUAUACCGUAGUCCUCGCAAAUUAGUGGUUGCACCACCAGAUACAAGCAAACGGAAUCCGUCGCCAUACUACUACUCCGAUCUACUUAAAUCGAAAGACAACGAAGUUGGAGUCAUAGACAAGGAAACCAAGAAUAAAAGUCGCCAAUCCACAGUUUCCGAACCACCGCAGUCGACGCAGCCAUCCAUAAAUGAUGUAGUAGGUCCCUAUCGUAAGAGUACAAGUCUAGACGCACCAGAAAACAAGGAGCACGAUUUCGAUAAAAUUGAACUGAUUGAAAAUACCCCACUGCAAGCAGCUAAUGAGACACCAAAACGCUAUUCGUUUACAGAGGAGGGAGUGCAUAUAAUUCGCUGUGAUUCGCCAACAACAUCAACUUCAGAGGAAUCGGACUGCAGUGAGUGUCAAAAACGGCGUCAGUGGCAUGCAAGGGCAUUGGCUUUAGUUCGCAAAACCUGCAAUAUACAGCCAAUAGCCGUUGGUGCAAACCCAAGUACUUGCAAUCACCAAACUGAGGAGACAAAAACUUUGCCAAUUAUAGAAGAUAACUCGUCGAUGCCGCCUCAUAAAUUGUUCGGCCCGGCUAUUUGCGCCUGCGUUGCACCGACAAUUGGGGAAGAUAUCGACGAAUUUUUUCGACCACGUAGCAUUUUCUACGUCCAUCCACAAGGCGUGCAUGAGUGCUCAGACUGCAUUUCAAAUGUAAGCAAUUUAAACUCGUCCACUGCAAACGUAUUUGAUGAACAAGGUCCAACUCAAUUAAAAAGUGCAAUUACUUUGCUGGACGACGACGAAAUGUCUGGCCGUACGCGACAAUUAUAUGAGACUGCUUUUGAUUGUAAAAUAGCCAAAUCGGACGAUGACCUCGAUGAAGUUGAUCGUAUAACGAACCACUCUGUAUUAUUUCAGCCAAACAGUAGCACUGGCGCUGUCACAAAGCCUGACACACGUUCGAAAAAAACCGGUCAUGUAAAAUCUCGGCUUGAAGGCAAAAGACUAAAAAACUCUAAAAACCACGCAAUACAAGAGCAAAGUAGCAACUCGGGUGGAAAUGCAAGUGGAAGUGGAUCGCCACUUGCUGCUCUUCCUGCAGAGGUGAAUCCCAAAAAGGAUAGUGACUUCCAAAGCAAUGUUUCUGGUAUAACAACCGGCAUUGAAAAAGUUCUUAUUCGCAGUCAAACUGUUGACCCAGAACCUGAUGCAGCAUGCGCCUCCACAUCACAAUUACCUAUUCGUGGAUAUACACCAUCUCCGCCGUCAACUGCACCAUUGCCUAUAAAAUUUCCAGGAAAACAUGAUCGUUUCCUAAUGAAUAGUAUAAAAAGCGCUCCAAACUUACCGUCUUCGAAUCCAGCCCAUCCACGUUUACGUGACUUACGUCUUCCAUUACAGUCUUCUUUGCGCCAGCAACAUCAGCAAGCUCUGUCAAUAGGUACCAGUAAUGAGAACAGUCUUACCGAUAGCGCUUACGUAAAUCCACCAUCCUCAACAUCACGCAACAUUCAUAAUAUUCCGCCAUCGAAUAUUGCUAGAGUUCGUGAUCGACCGCGCUCUUUUGUUAUUGAAUCGGGGCGAGUACUAGAAUUGCGAAAAAGCCACGUCUCUCACCGCCACCAUGUGGGAAAUGGCGGUCGAAGGGCACAUAAUUACUCCUCGACCGAAAGCAUUGCCACAUCGAGUAGUGGUGGCAGCAUGGAAUCUUUACGCUCGAGUACCAGUGAAGGAAACCGAAGUACUUCCAGUUCAGAGUCAAGGAACUCAACCUCGUUGAGUUCACAUAGCUCUGAAUCUGGUAGCUCGAGCGUUGCGCUCCCAUUACGAGCGCCCGUUGUUGUCCACUCUAAAUUACAUAUCUUAAGCCCAAUCUCAGACAAGUCUUCCCAAGAACCAGCUUCCGAAUUGUCCGAACAAAAUAAGACUCAACAUACCUCCCCUGAGGAAAUCACACAACUGGCCCAAUUGACACAGACACAACAACAAACAAGUUCAAACGCUUCAGCGUCGAACAUCGAAACUAUCAGACCACAACAACAAACGCAACCCGAUAUACUUAAGAAAAAGAAACCCCCACCCAAUAAAACGCUCCUACAUUUAGCCGAUGAAAUAAUCGGUUCUGAUAGUGGAAUCUCACUGCAUUCAAGAGAAGACUCCAAACUAAGUGCCGGUAUACAAAAGUUUACACUUCCGAAGCUUAAUUUUUCACAAUCAGACAAAGCAAAUGAGAGCAGCACGAGCGCAGCUGUAACAGCUGCAAAUUCAUCUGGGGUACCCCAAGACUUGCAUGAUUUACCUUUCGAUAUGCCAAAAUUAAGACGAAAAAAGAACCUUCAGCAGGAGACCUGUACCUCGGGUAGUGCCACAUCCGUGGAUUUAGGAGACCUGCCGUUCGAUAUGCCGAAGCUCAGAAGACGACUACGCACGAAUCAAAUAGAAAUAGGCAUUUUAUCGCACAGUACCGAAUCUAGCGGCUUAUCGCAAGCGUCUUCAAGCCAUUCGAUGAGGGAUGAAAACAAGAUCUCUAUGAAGUUGGAUGCAGCGAUAUUUCGUCAAAAUUUAACUUUAAAUUUAAAUGAGCCUCGCCAGACUAGCAAAUUUGGUAGUCUAGAUUUACGAGGCCUUUCAACCAAUAAAGAACUUAAUCUAAAUAUAGCACAGGGCUAUACAUCAGCUGUAGAUUUGAUAGACAUUUCCAUACCACUCGAGCGACAAGGUUGGUAUCACGGCGCGAUUACCAGAAUCGAAGCGGAAAAUACGCUGCGACCCCUCAACGAAGGAAGUUUCUUAGUUCGCAAUUGCGAAUCCACCAAGCAGGACUAUUCACUCUCAUUAAAGGGCGCUAAAGGAUUUAUGCAUAUGCGCAUACAACGCAAUGAAGCUGGUCAAUAUAUUCUCGGUCAAUUCAGUCGUCCUUUUGAAGCAGUUCCCGAAAUGAUAAGACAUUUCUGCCUGAAUCGUUUGCCGGUAAGGGGAGCGGAGCAUAUGUGCUUAAUUGAACCAGUCAUUGUACAGCUGUUAUAGGCCUUCCUACUAGAUUUUCACACAUGAUUUCUGGUUAAAUCCUAUAUGCAUAUGUACAUACAUACAUACAUACAUACAUAUGUGUGUUUACGUACAGUGAAGCCUUUAUGAAUUCACACGCAUAAAAUUAUAUUUUACCGGCAAGUAUGUAUGUAUAAAGCAACAGUGAAAGUUAGACAAUACAAUUUAAAAUCAUGCAUGCACAUGCAUGUUCAUCUAUACUUAUGUAUGUACAUAUACAUAUACAUAUACAUACAUAAAUACAUUUGUCUCAAAAUGAGCUUGUGUUACGAGCACCUGGAGCUUUUAUUUGUACGUAGCAUAAAUACUCAUGUAUGUAUGUAUAAAAACUUAUGCGCUUAAAUUCUACAUACCCACAGACAUACAUGCAUAUGUAUGUACAUAUGUAGUUACCUAAAAAAUUGGUGGGUACAUAAGUACAUAUGUACAUAAAUCGCCAGUGGCAAAUACUUAUACAUACAUACAUACAAACAUAUGUAUAUGAAUAGGCACCUUGGUAUGCAUAAAUUAGAAACAUAUGCAAAAUCCUACAUACAUAUGUAUGUAUGUAUAUGAUAUGCACUAUUUGCAUAAAUGCUAAAAUGGAAUAAAUAGUUAUAGAGGCCAUUUAAACAGCUAUACGCGCAUACAUAUGGAUGUAUGUUUGGAUGUACAUUCUUAUACAUAUAUGGAUUAUGCACAUAUGUAUAUACAUACAUACACAUUUACACACACAUAAAACGCUUGAAACAAUUUGUUAUUUGUUACUAAUUUUAGUUUAAGAUCACCACAAUAAAAACGUGAACAGUUCACUGUAGAUAUAAAAUUGUAAAAUUUCACACAUACAGACAUACCGUGCAUAAGUUUGGUUGAGCAGCUCAUAGAGCAAGAUUAACUUAAAUAUUUAGCAAUUCACUAUACAUACUUACAUAUAUUUAACUCAUAAAAUAUGAAAACUACAUACAUAAGUAAUCAAUCAGCUUAGUUUCUGGUGCAAUAUUCUUUUACUUUUUUUUAGUGCCAAACAUACAUAUGUAUUUAUUUUUAAUGAUAUUUAUUCUACUGAUAUUUCAGUCUAGAGUUUGAAAAGUGCAAUAAGAUAAUUAAUUUAUUACUCAUCCUAUUUAUUUUUUUAAAUGAUCAUUCAUUUACUUGAAAGAAUUCUAUGAAUGUAUUUCUAGACUUGAUUAUUAUAGAAUUAAAAUUUGCUUGACGCACUUAACCGUAUUAAGUUCAAUGUUAUUAUGCGAGGGUGCCAUUAUAAUAUUUUACAUCUAAAAAUGUAUUCCGAUGGUAAGAAGAUCUAAUCAUAUAAAUACAUAAUUAACUUUUUAACAAAAAAGCCGAUUGUAUACAUACCACAUACACAAUUCUAUCCGUUCGCCGCACCCUAAAAUAAACAACGUCUCAGAAUAAAAACAAAAAACUACACAUCGAUAUAAAAAGUUUGUACUUAGAAUACAAAAACACACCAUACAUACAUACUAACUGCGUAUAUUAUUCGAAAUAUAAUAUGUACUUGGUAUAAGUAUCAUAUCAAUGCUAAAAGGUAUACAUACAUACAAUCUAAAAGAAUAGUAAUACAUACAUACAUAUAUAGAAAGGUUUCGUUGACAUUACAUACAUAUUAUGUACUACGCAUUGAAUCUACAAAUGCAUAAUGAAAUCGUUUCGAUAAAAUUGCUAGUAGAAAUAGUGAUAUUAGAAUCAUAAGUAUUUUCAGUUUUGUAAAAGCAUGUAUAGACAGACACAGACAGGCACAUACAGUGACAGUAUUUUCCUAUACAUUUUAUUUUAUUAUUUACAUACAAUAUUUUUUUUCGGCAACCGAUUUAAAGAAGAAUCAAGUUGAUAAUUGUUUAUUCAAUACAUACAUAUGUACAUAUUUUUUAAAAAGAAAUCCUUCUUCUGUGUAUUUACUCUCUCUAAUAGAGCAAAAGCUUUUGUAAACAUAAUGCAAUACACAGUAAUAUGUAUGUACAUACAUACAUAUAUAUGUAUAUUACUGCUACUAUAAUACAUACUCAUAAAUAUAAAAAUACAUAUUUGAAAAAUAGUGUCGUAUAUUUAGCCAUAGAUAUUCGUACUAGAAAUAAAAAUAUACCAAAAUCA